AUGGCAGCUAAGUUUGCGUACGCAACCAAGGCGGCAUUUCUGCUAGUCCUUUGCCUCGCCGUUACAUGCGAUGCUAAGCUGCGUGACGGUGCUCAACACACGUGCGCCUAUCCCCAAGCUUGCACCAAUCCUGGCAACCCGGACCCAGGCCAUACAGUGACGACCACAGCCCGCUACAACCCGGGAACGGGGCGAUGUGUGACCACCCCGUCGGUGACCGGUCCACACGACUGCCAGAGGUUCGCCACUUUGGCAGACUGCCAGCGGGAAUGCGGGCAGUAAUGGUGGAGACUUCGAGAACCGCCCAA
Messenger RNA from Ixodes scapularis (black-legged tick), 308 nucleotides. RefSeq lists its product as uncharacterized. The coding region runs from base 1 to 282 and encodes 93 amino acids. The record is from RefSeq and is a predicted model, not a curated record. Lineage: Eukaryota; Metazoa; Arthropoda; Arachnida; Ixodida; Ixodidae. Gene Ontology annotation, molecular function: serine-type endopeptidase inhibitor activity. The transcript is spliced from 3 exons.